Candidula unifasciata is the source of this 1384-nucleotide messenger RNA. NCBI's taxonomy places the organism in Eukaryota, Metazoa, Mollusca, Gastropoda, Stylommatophora, Geomitridae. The record is from the annotation of a GenBank genome assembly.
AGACAUCUUAUUCAAAGCAUAUUUAUUCCAACUCUGUGCUACCAGUGCCAGACAUGGCCAGAAACAGAUGUUCUGUUACUAUGGAAGCGAGUCGCAGUACCGGCAGUACCCAGGGAGGUUCAUGCCCAGUAACAUCGAUGUCUCACUGUGCACUCACAUUAUCUUCGCCUUUGUCAACGUGGAAGAUAACCAGCUCGUCCCUCAAAACUGGAAUGAUCUUGGCAAUCAAGGUCUGUAUGCUCAAGUGGUAGCACUGAAGACGCGCAAUCCCUCCCUCAAAGUACUACUAGCUGUCGGAGGCUGGGUGGCAGGAUACGAACCCUUCUAUAACGCAAAUGCAGUGACCUACAUAAGAGCUGCUAGGAUGGACGGGCUGGACAUGGAUUGGGAGUUUCCAGGGUCCAGAGGCAGUCCACCCGAAGACAAGUAUCAGUUUACUAAACUAAUGAAGACUAUAUACUAUACAUUCGACAAAGAAGCCAGGGAAUCGAAACGAGAAAGACUGCUGCUAACUCUGGCAACAGCUGUUGGGACUUUCUACAUCAGUACGGCCUAUGAGUCUACAGAGAUACACAAGUAUGUGGACUACAUGUUGCUGAUGACCUACAACUUCCAUGGGGGCUGGGAUAAUCAAACAGCUCACCACAGUACAAUCUUUCCCAGCAAAUUUGAUGAGGGCAUCAGUCAGAGACUCUGUCAGACUUGGGCUGUGAACUACUGGUUGAGUGCUGGUGUCCCCAAAUCAAAGAUAAUUCUGGGAAUGACGACAUACGGUAUGAGUUUUACCCUCGACGACGCAAGAGUUAACGGGCUCAACGCUUCCUCGACUGGCGGUGGCGACGGAGGCAGGUAUACGCGCCAGGAAGGUACUCUUGCAUAUUAUGAGAUUUGCGAGAAUAUUCAGAGAUACAGCUGGUCACGAGUGUGGGUACAGGAACAGGAUGUGCCCUACGCCACCUGGAGCAACCAAUGGGUUGGUUAUGAUGACGUCACAAGUCUGAAAAUCAAGGCAGACCUUCUAAUCAACGGUAUGGGUCUCGGUGGAGCUUUCGUGUGGUCAUUGGAGCUGGACGAUUUCAACGGCUAUUGUGGAACCGGUAACUACCCCUUACUGCGAACUAUCAACGAUGUCAUUCGUCCAAGAAGUGGUCUGCAGCCGCGGAGAAUACCCAGAGAUGAAAUUCCACUGCCUAGACCACAGUUCCAAUCAAGGACAUGCCAGGAGCUUGGCGCAGGAACUCAUGCUGAUCCCAGGAACUGCCGCUGGUGGAUUGACUGUGUUCGAACCUAUGAUGGGUUCAUACAGUACACGCGUCGAUGUUCAUCCGGCCUGGCCUACGAUGAUAAUAUAAAAACAUGUGCCUUAAGUUCAUUCUGUGCUUAG